AUGUCUGACUACGAAAACCCCGAACGGGAGACAUCCCCGAGCAGUCGCAUCACGGAGAGCAGUACGCCUUCGCGAUCGUCGAGCAGCUCACCUGCGCCGCAAGACCCGGCAGCCUCAAUCCCCAAAGCACGUGCUGCACUGGACGCCGCCCUCACCAAAGAUCUGCAAGGAAAGGUGUCCCUCGGCGAAAUCCGUGACAGCAUCGACUGGCAGCAAAAGCUCGUCUCAGGAUUACCAAACAAGGCGUUCGACGAACAUGGUAACGCCAUCGAUCUGGGAGUUACCAAGUUCCGCUUGCAGUACUGUGUGCGGUUGAUCAGGGCGGCUCAUAACUCCCUCAAAGAGGCAAGAAGCGAGGAGAAGACUGUUCUGACGGCUGCCAAAUCGCUUGUGGAGAGGCUUGAAAAGGCGAAAAGCACUGGAGACGGGGUUUACAGUGUCAAUCAAGCUGUAUCUGCGCAUCCUAUGAGCGAGCUCCUGAUGCAACUUUCGAUGCUCUUGGAAUUCGAUGCGGUUACAGAUGACGAAGAAGAUGAUAGCGACAGUGACGAGAGUGACGCUGGACUUUCUUCACAUGCUCCUGCUUCUCCGCCGACAAUCACCAUGAUCGGUUCCAGAAUGGCUCAGACGGAUGCAUAUUCUGAGUUCCUUCCACACUUCUCUCGAGAAUCUUCCCUGUCGGCUGUAAAACCCGUCACAGUUCCUGCACAUCUAAACGUGCACCCUGUGUUUGGAGGAAAAGGUCCAGCAGUGAUAGAGAAGCUCAAUGAAAUUGAGCAGAUUCGGGAACUGAAAGGGAAGUGGGUUCGACGAGAUGACCAAGAUAAGCAGGAAAACUCGCGAUUCCACGCCGAUGAGAGCACUCAAGUCAACCUUGCAUCUGAUGGUGAGCCAGAGCUCCCAUUCAUCGGUCGAUUAGCGGGUUCUCGAGUCCCCAAUGAGCAGCAACCCUCUCAGAAGCUUACCCUGGUUGUCCCAUCAGCGUUCAUUGUGACCAAACCUCGAGAGAAUUUGUCGAAGCGUGCGAACGACAUCACCAUCAGCAGUCCUCACACUGUCGCAGCAACCGUACCCAGGGUCUCAAGUGAGCAAGAUCGAACGGAGAAGCAGAUUCCUACCAAAGAGUCUUCAUCGGUCUCGAGUGCCAUCACCACUCGUCAACAUGCGCUCGGUGGAGAAUCUGCUCCAGCCAACAAGAAUGCUUCUGAAAAGAAGCCGGCUUCUUCCGUGGCACCUGGGGUUGCCUACUACAAUGGUAUCCUGAAUCCGACUCCCAGCGCAGCAAAAAUCAAGCAGCGCAAAGCAGUCACAAAGACUUCACGGGAACCCCUAGUGUCUAGUGGAUCUGAGUCUUCCCGUCCGACAACUAGGGCGAGAACUCGUGAAUUGUCUGCCGCAGCUGAAGACAAUGACGCAGACUCUCCUGCUGCUGGUAAGCGGCACGAGCGUACCAAGGAGACGCGAUCAACUUCGAAAGAACCUUCCUCUGAAGGCAUCGAGGAAAACAGCGGGCGGGCGAGCCCGAAGACGGCGGGGAACAGCAAGAAGCGCCGGAGGUUGGAGCCUGAUCUUUCUAUCAUACAAGAAGAGGAAGACAGCGACUUGGAGGAGGGUGAAAUCCGCGAAUCCCCACGAGAAAAUGCUGGCCCGGUCACAACCGCUUCUGUCGCCACACCACGCAAUCGCGCCCAUGACAUAAAUCCAGACCAUCCGAUCAUGUCAGUCGAGCGACCAUCAGUACCUUUGGAGGCUACCGAGAAAUCUCGAUCGAAAGGAAAGAAGCGGCGUGCAUCCUUUGAUGAUGACAGCAGCGACGAAGAAGACAAAGCUGCUUCCAUCCCGGAACCCAAGCGAGGAGCUCGAGCAAAGCCAGCACCACGUGUUGCAGGCCAACGAGGCGUGGCGAUGGUCACAAAGCGGGCAGGUCGUCCGAGAAAGUCCUCUACGCCUUUCGAGGUCUCCGAUGGGGAGGUGGAGUUCUUGACAGAAAGCAAGACCAGCAGGAAGCGCAAAGCGCCGGCUGACCUUGAAGAGGUCGAGGACGAGCAACUGAAGCGCCCUUCACGUCGCAAGAAUCCAGCCCAGGAUAGCGACAAAGAGAAUGAUGGGCAUCGAGCGAAACGUCAGAAGUCGGUUGCAGCGCCUGCGGCAAAGGGGAAUCCUAGGCGGUCUACCCGAAAGAGGACCCGGGAUCCCAGCGAAGAGGCUGCCAAGCCUGAGCAGUCUAAACGCCAGAAGACCGCCAAGCCGUCCUCUAGAAAACCGGAGCCUGCUGUGGAGGGAAAGGGGAUCAACCAACCCAGGCGAUCUACUCGAAAGAGGACCCGGGAUCCCAGCGAAGAGGCUGUCAAACCAGAGCAGCCUAAACGCCAGAAGACCGCCAAAUCGUCCUCCAGGAAACCGGAGCCUGCUGCUGAGGAGAAAGAAAUCAGCCAGCCCAAACGAAAGCGACCGGCUAGAAAGCCGGAGUCCUCUGUGUAUGGCCGUCGUUGA
Molecule: messenger RNA, 2493 nt
Organism: Periconia digitata
Lineage: Eukaryota; Fungi; Ascomycota; Dothideomycetes; Pleosporales; Periconiaceae
Source: the annotation of a GenBank genome assembly